Molecule: messenger RNA, 1156 nt
Organism: Schizosaccharomyces japonicus yFS275
Lineage: Eukaryota; Fungi; Ascomycota; Schizosaccharomycetes; Schizosaccharomycetales; Schizosaccharomycetaceae
Product: kinetochore protein Mis14
Exons: 3
Coding region: 336-1007 (223 amino acids)
Biological process (GO): mitotic sister chromatid segregation
Cellular component (GO): kinetochore; condensed chromosome, centromeric region; MIS12/MIND type complex
Source: RefSeq, a predicted model, not a curated record
AAAAUUUACUACAGUUUCGUGUUUUUACAUUUCAUUAUUUAACUAUCAUCUUGGCAAGGCCCAGAAACCCGUAAAGCUGUUGACAAACAUCCUAAAACAGUGCUAUUAAAUAUUUAUAGUGCCUUGUUUCAGGAAUAGCUCAAGUCUAUAUAAGCCUAAUAUUCCAAUUCAUUCAUACAUCAUAAAGACACUAGAAAAUAAAAAAUCAAGUGUUAUUCAUGAUACAUCUUGUCUUCUACCAAUUUCAUGCUGCUAAACUCUAUAUUAGUUUGUUACUCAAAGGCUAAUCGUCCAAGACUGGGGUUAUUAGAAAUUUACCAGCAACCGUCUAUAACAUGUCUGAGGCAACUUCUUUGCCUAAAAUUGCGUUAGAAAAUGUUCAAGACUUUUUAUUUAUUAAAGAGCUACUGCGAAAGAAAACAAAUGAAAAGCUAGAACUGCAUCUUCCAGAGCAAGCAUCAAGAGAAGCUGGACAUGGGGAAGAAGAUGUUUUCAGGAAAAGAGUCAAAGUGAUGAUAAAUGAGCUUUUAAAUAAUGUCUAUGAAAAAAUGCUUCCAAACUUAACCAUCAAUGGAUUCGAAGCAAAGGAUGCUCUCUCUGAUCCUUCCGUUGCUGAUACUAUUGAACCUUUUGACUAUUCACUUAGAGCAAAAGUACAGAACUUAUACAACGACCUUGAGAAUGCCCACACCCAAAUUGCGCAAUAUCGAAAUAGAGUUCCUGACAUAUGUCAGAAGACAUUUGCAAAUACAAUAAAAAAUGAACUCGAAAUUUUGGAAAAAGCCGUGUCAGGGAAACAAAUUAAUGCUAACGAACCAGAACAACAAUUACAUCCUCUAGAAACCGAAGCGUCGAACACAACAGGCGACCCCUUCAUUAUGACAAUGAAACAAAGAUAUUUAGAUACACUAAAAAGCGUCUCUAUUUUGUCGAAGGAGAUACCGGAAGUAAUUGCUAAUUUAGAAGAGAACUUACAAUUCCCGCGGCUUAUGAAUGAAGAAAAUUAAGACGUUCAUAAGUGUUGCGGAGGACGAUUCUGGACUCGUAAAAUUUGUAACGGUAUAAUUAAUGUUAUAAGCGUAACUACAUAAGACUUUUGUUAGUACCCUUAAAUGCUCCAUUUAUGCGCAUAAGUAAAUUAGCAUCAUUAAAACGG